Molecule: messenger RNA, 1457 nt
Organism: Acaromyces ingoldii
Lineage: Eukaryota; Fungi; Basidiomycota; Exobasidiomycetes; Exobasidiales; Cryptobasidiaceae
Product: glycosyl transferase
Exons: 6
Coding region: 78-1430 (450 amino acids)
Biological process (GO): cell wall mannoprotein biosynthetic process; protein N-linked glycosylation
Cellular component (GO): membrane; Golgi apparatus
Molecular function (GO): alpha-1,2-mannosyltransferase activity
Source: RefSeq, a predicted model, not a curated record
GUCCUAGCACGGGAACGACGUGCCCCAUCCACGUUUGCUAAAUGUCUGUCCUUCUCACCCACCACUAACCAGCAGUCAUGUUGCUGCCCGUGUCGGCCAGGGGCAAGGGCAGACCCGCCGCUCGCAACAGACCGCUCGCCGUCGUGUUUGUCGUCGUGCUGACGGCGCUUGGCUUCCUGGCAUGGCUGAACCUCGUGCCAUCGACUCGCGUCGGCUUUCGCGAAGCCUCUUCCUUCUCCUCGCCGUCGGACAGCACCAGCACCAGCUCCGACACACACAGUGCGACGCUGGCACUGGAGGCACUGGCAGAAGCGGCAGCCGCCACGAGCAGUGCCGCAGACACGGCCGCUGUCCCAGCACCCUCGUCGCUGCAGGCCGACGAAGAGGUGUCAGGCGGAGCGACGCAGGGGAAAGACGGCAACCUCUACCCGCCCACGUUUGUCCCGUCGCAGGCCAACACACAGCCGCGCGUCAACGCUGGCUUCAUCGUGCUCGUGCGCAACGAAGAGCUCGAGGACAUGAAGAGCAGCAUGCGCCAAGUGGAGUACCGCUUCAACCGAAAGUACGGCUAUCCGUGGAUCUUUCUCAAUGACCAACCGUUCACCGACGAGUUCAAGGACGGCGUGCGCAAGGUGACGCGGAGCGAGGUGCGCUUCGGCCAGGUGCCCCACGAGCACUGGAGCUACCCGUCGUGGAUCAGCGAGGACAAGGCGGCCGAGACACGCGAGCGGAUGAAAAACGUCGUCUACGGCAGCUCCGAGUCGUACCGGCACAUGUGCCGCUGGAACUCGGGCUUCUUCUUCCGCCACAACCUCACCCUCGAUCUCGACUACUACUGGCGCGUCGAGCCGGGCAUCAAGCUCUACUGCGACGUCGACUAUGAUCCAUUUGCAUUCAUGCAGCUCAACAACAAGACGUAUGGAUUCACCAUCACCGCCCGCGAGUUUAGAGAGACGGUGCCCACGCUGUGGCAGACGACCAAGGCGUUCAUGGACGAGCACCCCGAGCACGUGGCUGAGAGGAACAUCAUGCAGUUCCUGACGGCCACUGAAGGCGGCGACGACUGGAACACCUGCCACUUCUGGUCCAACUUUGAGAUUGGCGACCUCAACUUCUUCCGCUCAAAGGCCUAUCUCGACUUCUUUGACUAUCUCGACAAGCAGGGCGGCUUCUUUUACGAGCGGUGGGGCGACGCGCCCGUGCACACCAUCGCCGCCAGCCUGCUCCAGGACAAGUGCAAGGUGCACCACUUUGACGACAUUGGCUACAAGCACUCGUCCUGGGACCACUGCCCCGCCAAUGGCGCCUACCACGACAGCGGCCGGUGCGACUGCAACCCCUCGCAGAGCUUCGACCGCCACUCGUGGUCCUGCCUCAACCUCUGGUGGGCUUCGUCCGAUGAGGGCUAUCCGAGCUAUGCCGUGCCAUGAUCGAUCGUUAUUUGCAAUAGAGAAAAG